This is a messenger RNA of Aspergillus steynii IBT 23096, 1722 nucleotides long. Its product is annotated as WD40 repeat domain-containing protein. The record is from RefSeq and is a predicted model, not a curated record. Gene Ontology annotation, biological process: carbon catabolite repression of transcription. Gene Ontology annotation, molecular function: protein binding. The transcript has 6 exons. Gene Ontology annotation, cellular component: cell division site; cell tip; nucleus. Bases 1 to 1722 code for a protein of 573 amino acids. NCBI's taxonomy places the organism in Eukaryota, Fungi, Ascomycota, Eurotiomycetes, Eurotiales, Aspergillaceae.
AUGGCGGUUCCGGUCGUCGAGACCAACAAUAUAAUCAGCAAUCCAGAGGGUGGUUGUCCGCUGCAGGUCGGAGAAGGCACCUAUCACCUUCAGGAUGACCUGCAUCUCGCGACACCCCCUCCGCAUCCCUCCGAAGCUCCGAUCGUAAACCCUAACCCCCUCGCAACGGUUCCCACCCCUCCCACAACGGGCGUCAAAUUGUCGCUGGUUAGUCUUGGUACCCGAAAUAAGACCCCCGUGUUCUCCUUGAAAGACGGCGUAACGGUACCCACGUUCGGAAACGACAAUCCCGCUCUGGUGGCACCGGUCACGAAGGAAGGCGUCAAGAGGCGCAAACCGAAGAACAACAUCAUUAAGAGUAGCUCCUCAUUUGUCUCGCGAGUCAUUACGCACGAGGCCUCCACGAAACGACUUAACGACCGAAACCCCGACGGGUUGUUUGCCUUUGCCAAUAUCAAUCGUGCGUUCCAGUGGUUGGAUUUGAGUUCGAAACAGAAGGAUGAGCCGCUCGCGAAGAUCCUGUUUACCAAGGCGCACAUGCUGAGCCAUGAUGUGAACGAGUUGACGAAGAGCGCAUCCCACAUCGACGUUGUCAUGGGUUCGUCGGCCGGCGACAUCAUCUGGUACGAACCCAUCUCGCAGAAAUACGCCCGAAUCAAUAAGAACGGGGUGGUGAGCAACUCGCCAGUGACGCACAUCAAAUGGAUUCCGGGGUCCGAGAACCUGUUUAUGGCGGCGCAUGCGAACGGACAAAUAGUGGUCUAUGAUAAGGAAAAAGAGGAUGCUCUGUUCACGCCCGAGCUGAGUAGCCCCUCGGUCGAGGCAAUCAAAUCCUGUGGUCGACAGCCGCUGCAGAUCUUAAAGUCGGUCAAUUCAAGGAACCAGAAAACCAACCCGGUUGCUUUGUGGAAAAUCGCCAACCACAAGGUCUGCCAGUUCGCCUUUUCUCCCGACCAACGGCACCUCGCCAUCGUGCUGGAGGACGGGUCUCUGCGGGUGAUGGAUUAUUUGAAGGAGGAGGCUUUGGAUAUCUUCCGCAGCUAUUACGGUGGGCUGAUUUCCGUGUGCUGGUCACCUGAUGGCAAAUACAUCGUGACGGGCGGACAGGAUGAUCUAGUUACGAUAUGGUCUUUCCCCGAACGCAAGAUCGUCGCUCGGUGCCAAGGUCACAAUUCCUGGGUCUCGGCUGUAGCAUUCGAUCCUUGGCGCUGUGACGAAAGGACGUACAGAUUUGGGAGUGUCGGGGACGAUUGCAGACUGCUGUUAUGGGAUUUUAGUGUGGGCAUGCUGCAUCGGCCAAGAGCGCUCCAAGCCAGCGCUCGCCAUCGGACCAGUCUUCUUCCUUCCAACACGCAGCACGCCAACCGUCACAGAGCCGACAGCGCAGGAAAUCGCGUACGAUCCGACUCGCAACGCACUGCGGGCAUUGACAGCACCUACGACCAAACCGUCCGCCAUCCAGUCGAGCCGAGGGCACGGACUGCUCUUCUGCCUCCUAUCAUGUCCAAGAUCGUCGGAGAUGACCCUAUUUCCUGGUUAGGAUUCCAAGAAGACUCCAUCAUGACUUCUUCCCUAGAAGGACACAUUCGUACCUGGGACCGGCCCCGAGAAGGCAUCAAUGACAACUACAAUGGUUACACCUCUUCGCCUGCCGUCAGUGCCAGCGCCGCCGCCUCCGGCUCCGGCUCCGGCUUCGCUGACUCGGCGAUGGGUUCGCUUUAA